Messenger RNA from Dunckerocampus dactyliophorus (ringed pipefish), 3810 nucleotides. It is a transcript of the gene acsl4a, whose product is annotated as acyl-CoA synthetase long chain family member 4a. The coding region runs from base 803 to 2938 and encodes 711 amino acids. Gene Ontology annotation, biological process: neuron differentiation; long-chain fatty-acyl-CoA metabolic process; long-chain fatty acid metabolic process. Gene Ontology annotation, cellular component: lipid droplet; plasma membrane; endoplasmic reticulum. Gene Ontology annotation, molecular function: arachidonate-CoA ligase activity. The record is from RefSeq and is a predicted model, not a curated record. The transcript has 15 exons. Lineage: Eukaryota; Metazoa; Chordata; Actinopteri; Syngnathiformes; Syngnathidae.
UCGCUCGCUGGGCACUGUAAUCUUAUUACAGACUUUAUCCGUUAGUAGAUUUAUAUGGGGGUUAAUUGCGAGGGCAACGUUCAAUUGCUUUGAUCAAACUGUUAGUAUUCUCCGUUGUUGGCGGGCAUUAACGGUCGCACAAGCUGGCACAUUGAAGAGCUGCCGGCCUUUGUCAUUUUCCCACCAACCGUCCUGUUUUUAUCUGUCUUAUCAAACUAACGUGACUUCUGACACAAAAUGACUCGGUCUUGAUUUUUCUGACGCACGUGGAUGUAAAUUACGGAAACCUAUUAAAUGUUCCACAAAUGCGGGAUGGCGUCAUUCCAUGUCGUUAUUCAGCGAUUCACGUCAUAUUUCUAUGCUAGGAAAAUGAGUCAGCCUCUGUUUCACAACACGACGCCUCUUUUUAAUCACAACACGUCACGUUGCGUGGUGUGUUUGUACGCUGUGAAGACGUGGCCCCUUAAGCAUCUCUGCGCUUUAAGACAGAUCAUGGUUGUCAUAUGCCAUGUUGGGGGAGAUACCAGUUCGUGUGUCAUUUUAUAAUAGUUCUAACAGUCAAAGUGAAUUGAGAGAGAGCAUUUGCAAGGUGCUCACCUAAAAGGUCAUCAGGGAGGAGAGCUCGACCUUCACAGGGUGUGGGUUACGGCAUAACAUCUGGACGACAGUGGACCUCAUAUUUCUUUGUUUCUGGACUUUUAAGGCUCCUGGUCUGACAGUUCUCAUACCUUUUUUAGAACUGUAGCACACUGAAGCAGGACUCCUCACUGGCACUCCAACCCUCCCCUUUUACUUAAACAGUAUGGGUUUUCAGUCAAAUGCUGUCCAAUCUAUCCUUCUUUUUCCAAUCCACCUUCUGGUCUGGCUGUACUCCGUCAUUUCAUUCUUACCAUGGUACUAUAUCACGGGUGCCAGCCUGAAGAAGACACUCGCCGAACGGGUCAAGGGCCGCUCCAAGUCAGGCCAUGCAGAAGGGCCAUACCGCUCUGUGGACCACUUUGACACACUGGCCAAGGUAGACUUGCCCGGCAAGGACACACUGGAUAAGUUGUUUGAUUUCGCCGUGGAGCGCUUUGGAAACCGUCCAUGUCUCGGUGUCAGAGAUGUGUUGAGUCAGGAAAAUGAGAUACAGCCCAGCGGGAAAGUUUUCAAAAAGCUUAUCCUGGGUGAUUAUAAAUGGCUCUCCUACAAUCAAGUGGACUCUCUUGUCAGUCAGUUCGGAAGAGGAUUGGCAGCUCUCGGCCAGAAGCCCAAAACCACCAUUGCUAUUUUCUGUGAGACCAGAGCAGAGUGGAUGAUAACAGCCCAAACAUGCUUCAGGCACAAUUUCCCAUUGGUGACCUUCUAUGCCACGUUGGGGGAAGAUGCGAUUGCGUUCGGACUGAAUGAAACUGGAGUGUCGCACCUUGUUACCAGUGUGGAACUGCUGGAGUCUAAGCUGAAAAAUGUGCUUCCGCAGAUCCCAAAACUGAAACAUAUCAUCUGUGUGGACCAGAAGAAGGUGACCACAGAGGGUUAUCCAGCAGAACUCUGUAUCCACAGCAUGCAAGCUGUGCAAGACCUGGGCGCACUUCCUGAAAAUAUGGGCCAGGAGAAUGUGAAGCCGCAGCCGUCCGACCUGGCUGUGGUCAUGUACACCAGCGGCUCCACCGGCCGACCCAAAGGAGUCAUGAUUGUCCACAGUAAUCUGGUCGCAGGAAUGACUGGCCAGUGUGAACGCAUCCCAAAUCUAGGCCCGAAUGACAGUUACAUAGGCUACCUGCCUCUGGCACAUGUUCUGGAAAUGACUGCAGAGAUCUCCUGUAUCACAUAUGGAUGUCGCAUCGGCUACUCUUCCCCACACACACUGUCUGAUCAGUCCUCCAAAAUAAAGAGAGGAAGUAAAGGUGACGCCACUGUGCUUCAACCAACGCUGAUGGCAGCUGUGCCGGAAAUUUUGGAUCGUAUCAACAAAAAUGUGAUGAGCAAAGUGCAGGAGAUGGGUUAUGUCCAGAAGAUGCUAUUCAACCUGGGCUACCAAUACAAACUAAAGCAGAUCAAGAGAGGCUACGACGCACCGCUCUGUAAUAUCCUGUUGUUCAAGAAAGUGAAGAAGAUUCUGGGAGGGCGAGUGCGCUUGAUGCUCUCAGGAGGUGCUCCUCUGUCCCCAGCUACACAGAGGUUCAUGAAUGUUUGCUUCUGCUGCUCAGUGGGACAAGGCUAUGGCCUCACGGAAACCUGUGGAGCAGGCACCAUCAGCGAGGUCGCAGACAACAGCACGGGGCGUGUCGGAGCGCCACUCAUCUGCUGUGAGAUCAGACUGCGCGACUGGGCUGAAGGUGGCUACACCAGCAAAGAUAAGCCCAACCCAAGAGGUGAAGUCCUGAUUGGUGGCCCCAACGUGACAAUGGGCUACUUCAAGUACGAGAGCAAGGAAGAGGACUUCUUUUUGGAUGAGAACGGUCAGAGGUGGUUUUGCACAGGAGAUGUUGGCGAGGUUCACCCAGAUGGCUGUCUGCAAAUAGUUGAUCGGAAGAAAGACUUGGUCAAACUGCAGGCAGGGGAGUACGUGUCUCUUGGUAAGGUGGAGUCCGCUCUGAAGAACAGCUCCCUCAUAGACAACAUCUGUGUUUACGCGAACAGUGACCAGAACUACGUGAUCAGCUUUGUGGUUCCCAACCAGAAGCGGCUGAUAGAACUGGCCAAGCGGAGAGGAAUAGUCGCUUCCUGGGAAGAGCUGUGCACACACUCCGACAUGGAGAAAGAGGUUCUGGGGGAGAUCAAGCAAGUGGCUGCCAACAUUAAACUCCAGCGCUUUGAGAUUCCCGCCAAGGUCCACCUCAGCGCAGAACCAUGGACGCCCGAGACGGGUCUGGUCACGGACGCAUUUAAGCUGAAGCGGAAAGAGCUGAAGAACCACUAUCUCCACCACAUCGAGAGAAUGUACGGGGGCAAAUAACCUCUUUCAGCCUUGACCACUCUUGUUACCUGUAAAUAGUUUUGCUGUUAACCGUGUGUUGGCUUUCUGUGCUGUCACACCAGUGAAAAUGGGCACAACAGGGAAGUUUCAAAUGGUUGUUGUAGCUGAUGAUCCAUCCGUGCCACCGGUGUGUAGAAUACAGUUGAUUUUGUCUAAAAAUGUCUGUUGGUACUUUGUUGCUGUUUAAAAAAGAAAACUAUCACUCCUCCAUGUGUUGCUAAUGCCGUUACCUUCAUUGAAAUCUUAAUGAUAGCAACUCUUUUGUAGUUGGAGUACUGAUGUUACUGUGCCUUCAGUCUGCAGCACUUGUGGCGUUUUGAUAAUAGUCCAGUGUUCAAAACUGCCUCGUGAAAGUUUACAAAAUGUCACCAACACUCCCUAUCCAGAGAUAUGCUUGAUAACUUAAUUUAUUGUGGCUAAAGUCAUUAUAUUCAUGCUAUUUGUCAAGUCAUGCUGAAAAUAAGACCAAAUGUGUAAUACAAACGACUCAGGAAGAUCAGCAGAUGUUUUAAUUAAACUGCCAAAAGUGGGUUGCCUGCACUUAGAGACAUGCUUGUCUCGUCAGUAUCUUGUUAUUAGAGCAAGAUGGAUUGUGGAUGUGCUUUUACGGCAGUAGCGACAUCUUUCAGAUGACAUAUAGAGCAUCUUUUUCUUCAGUUUACAGGAUUAUGAACAAGUUGGUGUAAAGGGGAAAAUUACCAUGUCAAUAUACAGUAGGAGUGUUUUAUAUGUAUUUCUACGUGUGGAAACGCCAGUUUAUGGACUUUGUUUGUAUAAUGCACAUAGUGCUCUGUUAGGAUCACAGGCCUUGUUCAAGCUUUUCCUGAGAAUAAAUACCUUUUCAUAUUCAA